UGGCAGAGACAUGCCAAGAGCAUCGCGAACCUGGCCAGUCAAAUAUGGAGCUUUUUAAAACGAUAAUUUUGGUGCUUUGGAUAUUAUUGCUUACACGACUAAGGAACUGUAAAGCCGAGGAAGUUGUCUUGCUGAAUUCUAAAGAGUCCCAGGCUGAGCUGGGCUGGACUUCAUACCCCUCAAAUGGAUGGGAGGAGAUCAGCGGCGUGGACGAGAAGUACAAGCCCAUCCGCACCUACCAGGUGUGCAACGUGAUGGAGGCGGCGCAGAACAACUGGCUGCAGACGGGCUGGAUCUGGCGUCGCGGCGGCCAGCGCAUCUUCGUGGAGCUGCAGUUCACGCUGCGCGACUGCAACUCCAUCCCCGGCGUGGCCGGCGGCACCUGCAAGGAGACCUUCAACCUGCUCUACGCCGAGUCGGACUGGGACCUGGGCCGCGUGGCACGCGAGGACCGCUACACCAAGGUGGACACCAUCGCCGCCGACGAGAGCUUCACGCAGGGCGACCUGGGCGAGCGCAAGAUGAAGCUCAACACGGAGGUGCGCGAGAUCGGCCACCUCAACCGCAAGGGCUUCCACCUGGCCUUCCAGGACGUGGGCGCGUGCGUGGCGCUGGUGUCGGUGCGCGUCUACUACAAGCGCUGCCGCGGCACCGUGCAGAACCUGGCCGUCUUCCCCGACACGGUGGCCGAGGCCGCCUUCGCCACCCUGGUGGAGGUGCGCGGCGCCUGCGUCAACAGCUCGGAGGUGGACACGGACUCGCCGCCGCGCAUGCACUGCAGCGCCGAGGGAGAGUGGCUCGUGCCCAUCGGCAAGUGCAGCUGCAGCGCCGGCUACGAGGAGGGCCACAGCAGCUGUGAACCGUGCCCGCCGGGCUCCUACAAGAUGUCGUCGCGGCAGCAGGAGUGCUUCCCGUGCCCGGCCAACAGCGUGGCGGAAGAGGACGGCUCCGUGGUGUGCCAGUGCGAGGAGGACCACUUCCGCACGCCGCUGGACAGUCCCUCCGCACCCUGCACACGGCCCCCCUCUCCACCAAGGAACCUGGUCUACACCCUCAAGCAGUCCACCCUCAUUCUGGAGUGGGCGGCGCCGAGCGACACGGGCGGCCGAGGCGACCUGACCUACAGCGUGGGCUGCAGACGCUGCGUACGGGUGGCGGCACCGGCAGCUUUGCCAGCGUCGGCAUCGGCUCCAGCGACGACCGGGCGCUCCGGCGGCGGCGGCGCAGUCACCCAGUGCGAGCCGUGCGGCCCCAGCGUGGGCUUCGUGCCGCAGCAGAGCGGCCUGACGGAGCGCACGGUCACCGUGGUCAACCUGCUGCCCAACGCCAACUACACCUUCACCGUGGAGGCGCUCAACGGCGUCUCCGAGCUGCUGCCCAACAAGCGCUUCUACACGCAGGUCAACGUUUCCACCAGCCUGGCAGCACCCUCUAUGGUGAGUGAGCUGCGGGCCGAGAAGAUUGAGCAGCGUAGUGUGACAUUGGUAUGGAGGGAGCCCAGCUACCCAAACCGCAGCCGCACCGAGUACGAGAUCAAGUAUUACGAGAAGGAGCAGAAGGACCAGCGCUACUCGACGGUGAAGACGGCGGCCACGCGCGUCAGCGUCAGCAACCUCAAACCGGGCACCACCUACGUCUUCCUCAUCCGCUCCUCGUUCUCCCCCGUCACCUCCUCCUCCUCCUCCUCUUCCUCCUCCUCCUCCUCCUCCCUGGCCUCUUCUCCACUCUCCUCCUCCUCUUCCUCAUCAUCAGCCUCGUCCUCUGCCUCCUCCUCUUCCGCAUCGUCGUCGUCCUCCUCCUCCUCCUCCUCUUCGUCGUCCUCCCUGUCAUCCUCGUCUCCCUCGCCGUUGGAUUACGGCGCCUACAGCGUACCCCUGGAGCUUCAGACGCUGGGAGAGUUGGCCCUGGCGUCCAGCGAGCAGAAUCCGGUGGUGAUAAUUGUGGUGGUGUCCGUGGCUGCCCUCAUCAUGCUGCUCUCUCUGGGCGUAGGGCUGCUCAUCUGGAGAAGACAAUGUGGCUACAGCAAAGCCAGCCAAGAGGGAGACGAGGAGCUCUACUUCCAGUUCAAGAUCCCCACCAGACGCACGUACAUUGAUCCAGAGACAUGCGAGGACCUGGUGCAGGCUGUGCACGCUUUCGCCAAGGAGCUGGACAACUCCUCCAUCAAGAUCGAGAGGAUCGUUCACACCGGGGACUUUGGGGAGGUGUGCCGCGGCUGCCUGAAGCUGCCCAGCAAGCGAGAGCUGCCGGUGGCCAUCAAGACGCUGCGUGCAGGCUGCUCUGAGAAACAGCGGCGGUCGUUCCUGUCCGAGGCAGCCAUCCUGGGCCAGUUUGACCACUCCAACAUCGUCCGUCUGGAGGGGGUCAUCACCAGAGGGAACACCAUGAUGAUCGUUGUGGAGAGCAUGUGCAAUGGGGCUCUGGAUGCAUUCCUUCGGAAACACGAGGGGCAGCUGAGUGUGCUGCAGCUAGUGGACCUGUUGGGGGGCGUGGCCUCGGGCAUGAAGUACCUGACGGAGAUGGGCUUCAUCCACCGCCGGCUCGCCGCACACAAGGUGCUGGUCAACAGCAGCCUGGUCUGCAAGGUGUCCGGCUUCCGUCCAAUGCAGGACGACAAGAUCGAAGCCGUGUACACUACACUUCAUGGUGGUAAGAGUGUGGUGCUGUGGAGCGCUCCUGAGGCCAUCCAGUACCACCGCUACAGCUCUGCCUCGGACGUGUGGAGCUUCGGCAUCGUCAUGUGGGAGGUCAUGUCCUUUGGGGAGCGACCCUAUUGGGACAUGGGCAAUGAAGAUGUGAUCAAAGCCAUCGAGGACGGCUUCCGGCUGCCGGCUCCGGUGAACUGCCCGGCGCCGCUGCACCAGCUGAUGCUGGACUGCUGGCAGAAGGAGCGCAGUGAGCGGCCCAGCUUCAGCCAGAUCCACAGCGCCCUCAGCAAGAGCAUCCGCACGCCCGACGCCAUCGGAUCCUCCACGCUGGCACGCAGGACCCUGAGCUCGUCCAUCUCUCUGGCGGAGAGAAGCUGCACGCUGCCCUCCUUCCCCUCCUUCAGCUCGGUGGGGGAGUGGCUGGAGGCCGUGGACAUGGGCCGCUACAAGGACAACUUCACCGCCGCCGGAUACUGCUACCUGGAGUCUGUGGCCCGCAUGACCGUCCAGGACGUGCUAAGUCUGGGCAUCACCUCCCUGGAGCACCAGAAACAGAUCCUGUCGGCCAUCCAGUCUCUGAGGGCUCAGGUCAUCCAAAUGCACGGCCGUGGCGUGCAGGUCUAAGCCACGCCCCUCACGCGCACACAUGAUACAACACACGCCCAUUAUUAAACACACGAAAAACAACACGCACCACAACACUCAAAGACACACACCGAUGGGCCUGAACUGAACAUAGGGGGGUGGGUGAGUUCGGAUGUCUUAACAGAAGCCCAGCAGAAGAAACGCCAGAUGUGUCUGUUCCCCCCGGGGAACUAGAGUGUGAAGUCCCCCAUACGCCAGGAGCCACCGCCCAGAGAUGUGGACCACUAAACGGGUUUGGGGGUGUGCGGUGGGGUGGGGGCUGGAGGUGGAUUGAGGUGGAUGAGGUGUUGGACCAGCAGAGGCAGCGCAGUAUCGCGAGCACUCCUCUCCCUCAUUCUCUCCCUUUUCCUUGAUUUUUUAACCCCUUACCUUCCUUUUCCCCCCUCCAACAGUGGUUGUACACUUGCACCUCGGUGCGACUCUUCCUUGUCCGUCAUGUGACCCAUGCACACGCUGCUCUCUGAUUGGUCAGAGAGUGUGUGACCUCACGGCACAGAACCCGAUCUGCACUCCUGUUCUUCGCCUGCUGGGGGCGACAGGGUCAGUCAGUGAUUGGUUGACCAGCUCCGUCUGCUAUAUAUACUGGACUCCGAUUGGAGGAAUAGACUACAUCGACCCAUAGCAGCAUCGAACGCACCCUUGAACUGAUCUGGAGACAGCAGCUAAACAUCCGCCUUGGAACCGAAUCUGCUCUAGUGCUGAAGUGUUCUCACUCACACUGACCUACAAACAGGUGCCAAAAACACCCCACGGAUCACCUCUUUUACAAACCCUGACCUCUACCGAUGGUUGACCCUGAAGGGUAGAUAUACUGUUCAAUCAAUCAAUCAAUCAGUCAGUCAAUCAAUGCAAGAGGCUGGGCUUUACAAUGCUGCGUUUUCAGGAGAAAAAGACAGCGGUAUUUAGGGACACAAAAUGUCAGAACAUUAUAGUGACUUUUGAAUAAUAUAUAUCCAAAAGGCAUUUCCGUGUUCUUGUCCACUGACCUGUCCACAAAGAGUGUGUCUUUUUCUUUUUUGUUAAACACUGAGAGUUUAUCCUUUCUGUUUUCUGUGAACUAUCCUCUCUUUUGUUGACUUGCUACACCUCCUCCCUGCCAUCCUUGGCUCUCUCUAUGUAAGUGGCCAGUAGUGGCCAAGGUGGAGAGGGCUUUUGUUUCUCCCACUACCCUCUCGCUUUGGGGAUGUUGCACUGUAAAGAGGGAAGGGUUGUGUCCAAAAGUGAUCAUAUAUAUCAUAUUUACUCAAAUAUUUAUUUAUUGGUUUAAAAAAAAAAUGUUGUUUGUUUGGUUGUUCCUCUCUCUUCUCUUUCUUUUUUUUUUGUUGUGAUGAAAAAUGAAUGAAAUGAUGCUUUGUUGGAGAUUAUUCAGACAUUUGGUUUAAAUAAGAAAACAGAAAUAAGUAAAAAAAAAAAAAAAAAUGAAACAUUUGUUCACAAUACUGGCUUUGAGCUCAUGCUCAUAUAUUGCCAUGGCAACCUGAGCACUUUUUAAUUUUUGCUGAGGAUGAUGAGUUUUGUUUUCUUCACUUUGUCAAGGUGUCCAAAUUUUAAUUUAUUUUGUAUUACCAGUGGUUAUAUUGAUUAUUUAAUGUGCUGACCUUACAUUUAAAAAACACGGACAGAUUUGCACACACACACACACACACACACACACGCACACACACGCACACACACACGCACACACACACGCACCCCUAAACACCAAUUAGUUUGUUUUCUGUGUUUCUGCUGAUUAUCUUAGCAGACAGACUGGAUUGGAGAGCUCCAUUUUGGGGAGAUUAUCUUUUGUGUGUGUGUGUGUGUGUGUGUGUGUGUGUGUGUGUGUGUG
Molecule: messenger RNA, 5121 nt
Organism: Sardina pilchardus (European sardine)
Lineage: Eukaryota; Metazoa; Chordata; Actinopteri; Clupeiformes; Clupeidae
Product: ephrin type-A receptor 7-like
Exons: 17
Coding region: 45-3272 (1075 amino acids)
Biological process (GO): axon guidance; ephrin receptor signaling pathway; protein phosphorylation
Cellular component (GO): dendrite; plasma membrane
Molecular function (GO): ATP binding; transmembrane-ephrin receptor activity; protein binding
Source: RefSeq, a predicted model, not a curated record